Magnolia sinica is the source of this 2722-nucleotide messenger RNA. RefSeq lists its product as uncharacterized. The coding region runs from base 431 to 2332 and encodes 633 amino acids. NCBI's taxonomy places the organism in Eukaryota, Viridiplantae, Streptophyta, Magnoliopsida, Magnoliales, Magnoliaceae. The record is from RefSeq and is a predicted model, not a curated record. The transcript has a single exon.
UCCGCUUCGGUUACAUUGAAUCAAGUGAGUUGAAAGUGGAUGGUUGAAAUAACCGUUCCGUUCCUGGGCGAACGAUUUGAACGGUCACAAAAGUCUAAUCCCGUUGCCUUUCAAGCCAUGUCCUAUCCAAGUUGUGAAACGCUAGAUCAAAAGCCCUGAUCACCACAUGUGUUUUCAUACACGUGUAGUGAGGAUUAAUCUACUUAGAACUCGCAUUCCCGACCUACACGAAACAAUUCCUCAACGAAUCAAACGCCUUCUCCCUGCGAGCGAGUCCGCCUCUCGCUUUUGGCGGAUCAUUAAAAAAAACGCUACCAAUCUCCUUCUCUCCAUAUUAUGAUCCAAAACAGCCAAACAGUCCGAGAAAAUAAGAAACCAGAAAUCAAAACACAUCCCCAUCAGUAAGAAAUCAAAUAAAACUAGGAAAAAAAUGACAUGUUUGGCUCUGUCACUACAACCCGCAACCGGACCCGACAUCCUUCUCCAGACCCGGGAAUGGUUCCCGCCAUCUCGCGCCCUCUCUGCCCUAACCUCAUUCCGUCAGACGCGUCAGACCUUCUUCUCAUCCGUCCACGGCAAAGAUCCCAUGCCGUCAGAAGACCUCGAUUCUUCCCUCGGCGACGAUCCCCUCGCCGCCUCAAGCGGCCAGCUCAUCGUUGGCGUCGAGUCCAAGUACCGGAUCGUCUACCGCCGUGUGAAUUCUAUCUACGUCGUUGCCAUCACCACCGUUGAUCUCGUCAAUGUCUUCGAUUGCGCCAAUGUCGUAAACCAGGCUGUCGGAGUCGUUGUCGUCGCCUGCCGAGGCGUCGAUGUCAACCCCGAGAAGAUCCACCGGAAGUAUGCUGAAGUCUACAUGGCGCUCGACAUCGUCCUACGUGGUGUCAGCGGCAUCCGUCUCGCCUACAUCCUGUCAUCCAUGCAUGGUGAUGGGAUCGCCAGGAUGGUCCAGCUGGCAGCCGGUGCAGAGACUCUGGUUCGCGGCGCGAAUUCAUGGCUCGCAGUAGAGGGGGCGGCAUCUGCGCACCAAGUGAAUAUGGCAUUCUUCUCGGCCUCACAGUUCGAGCUUCCACCUGAGGCGCUGGCAGCAGGCGAAGAGUUUGCUACCGCUCACGCGCCCGCCAUGGCCACAGGCGUGGAGGUGCAUGAUCAGCUGGAGGAAUCCUCCGCCAUAGUGGCGGAGAAAGACCCAUUUGCUGCCAGCGAUGCAAUCAACAAGCCAGAGGCGCUGGGAGGUGAGUUCAAGAAGAGUAAGGAUCGAUCCGGACCGUCCGAUUUGUCGUUGGCGCUGGCAGGCCUUGAUGUCACCCCACUGCCUCCCCCUGUUGCUACUCAAUCAACGUUCAUUGCGGUGGAAGGAUUUGAAGGUGAGUACGGCGGGAUUGAAUUCAGCAAUGAGCAGACUACAUUGAAAGAAGCGUUUGAAGGAUUUGACACCGCCUUCGGUGGUGGCUUGGAUGCGUCGGAAUUUGUGGGGAAUGCGAAGGUCCCGAAGCCGCUAGGUUUAGGUGGGCUGGAAGAGCUGCAAUCAGGACAGCCUGCUACAAAGGCGUCUGUAGCAGAUGGCCCGAUUGAAACUCUCCAAGCAUUGAAAGCACCAGAGAUGAAGGGCCCACAGAUGUACAUUUCAGAAGAGAUCAAUGCCGAAUUCAGGGAAUCGGUACUCGCUCGAGUAGGCCUACAGGGAAUUAUCUAUUUGAAAACAAUGCCUCCCAAACAAUCUGGCGGGAAAGAAACUGAAUUCUCUUUCGGUAUCGAUGGCACGACCGGGAUCAAGCGAGCUGUGAUGCAGAGCUCUCGAAUUAAUAGCCUUGGCAAUGGUCUGUUUCAUAUUCGAACUUCGGCAGCUGAUGAUCCAAUCCCAAUCUUGAAAUACAGUCUACGGCCACAAUUCAGUCCCUUGCCAUUAAGGGUUCGUCUUAUCCAGCGCUACAGUGGGACCUUACUCUCUGUAAUGAUACAAUACGCUUCGAAUCCAGAGCUGCCGGCGCCGCUCAGUGAUGUAGCAUUUGUUCUUAAAUUACCGGUCGACCCGACAUUGUUGAAGGUCUCACCCAAGGCUAUCUUAAAUCGGGCAGAGCGGGAAUUGAGAUGGAACGUCGAGGAAGUCCCUCUGAAGGGCCCGCCUGGCCGGUUAAGAGCAAGAAUGCCCGUUGAUUCAGGUGAUCAAGAUGCAGAGAGUGAAAUUGAUGUUGUUGGGAUGGUGAGAUUUUCUGUAGAGGCAGCAAGCACACUGUCCGGCGUUUCUCUACGGCAUGUUUCUGAUGAUAAGAUGGAUUUUUAUCAGGUUAAUCACAGAUACACAAGUGGGAUUUAUAUGUGUUGCCAGUACUGAUUAUUGACUGCCUUCUCCUGACCAACAUUAGUUCGAUUCUUUUCGGCCGAGUUUGGCUCAUGGUCGUUUCAGGAGCGGAGAAAUAUAAUUUGUGAUUUUAGGAUUUCUACACUGAUAGGAUUAAUUUUUAAAAAUCAGGAACUGGGUUUCUUCCGAAUCGGUACGAGUUUCAUUCCUUGAUUUUCUUAAAUUCUACUAAAUGAGUAGAAAUCCCAAAACUUGCUAAUUAGUUUUCUGUUUCUCUUCUCUUGUAGUGUUUGUAAUAUUUCUGGCACGGGAUUGAUUAUUCAUGUUGAAUUCUUUCAAUAUUUGCUGAUAUGUAUUUGAACAUUGUACCGAAAUGUGUUUGGAGGAACUUAUAUUAGUGAAAAUUCAUUUCUUGGUAGGCUA